AAUCUGAGGUCAAGGUUUCGGUAAACAAGAUUUCUUGAAUUUUUUAAAACACGGUCCCUUUGUUAUUACCGUGUCUAAAAUAUAUUUUAUUACAGAUUUUUAAUAAACGCUGAUGAUGGGGGGGUAUUUACUGGGGCCAUGCAUUCUUAAUUUCGACCCUUAUGGAAUCUGGGACGAAUUUCAACCGAACGAAGUUUUUAUCUAAUCAUUGUACGAAUAACAAGAGUCUUUGAAAGAAGUUCUAUCUAAUCAUUCUUUUAAGUUCAGAUUUUUUUGUUCGGUGUACAACAAUUUUUUCGAAAAAAUGAAGCAGUUCUUUAUUCAUAAUCACAAAAAUUACAAAAUUCCAUUAGUUUUGCUAUUAACGCACCGAAGUUUUUUUCAAAUAUUCGGGGACAGGUAAAUAAAUUUGGCCAACCUCCAGCCCAAAGCCCUGAGAUCGAGACUGGAACACAUUUCUGCUAGAAUAAAAAACUUUUAAUAGCGAGUAGCCUAAAACGAGGCUUAAACAUUUUGAAGCAUGUUUCAAAUCAUACUCAAUGUGAUAAACAUUCUCAACAGAUUUAGGAAACGAAAUUAGGCAUAGUAUAGAAGAUCAGGAGAUGAAAAGCUCAUUUGUGUGCUUGGUGCGCAUAUAGUAAGUUAUGAACAAAUUUCCAGAAAAUAAUGAAAACUUACAAAUAUUUGUAGUUAUCCACUGCAGUAAUGCUGGAUGUGAAACAAUUAUAUAAUGCUCUAUAUGUUCAGCUAUAUAUUUAUUUUAUUGGUUGAUGUUUGUGUUGGUAAUAUUUACUUCCCAGAGCUUUAUGAAGACGCUCUCUACAAACCAAAAAAUCUUGGUCCAAAUCCUAUGAGUUAUCAAACUGUUUCAAGAAGCAACACAACAAUUGUAGAAUGGGCAUUGAUCAAUGAUUUGAUCAUAGCUGAAGCAAAAUUCUCAGAAGAUAAUGGUGUGGCGAAUUGUACGUUAGCGAGGAUCAAUUUUACGGUACCGAACGCUGAAGUAUGCAAGACAGUUCAAAAUAUAAUUCUCAUCCAGGAUUAUACGUAUUUAGUUUCGUUACAAUGUAAAAUCAAAAAUAGAGCUGUUCUUGUUAAACUUUCAAAAUCAUGUUUAACCGAUUUUACUACUUCAAGGGAUUGGGAGAUCGUUUACACAGCAUUCGAUAACAAGAGGGAACUUCAGAUUCACCUGAUUGGCAACAAAACUACAUCUGUUUUGGUGUGGUUAAAAAAAUCACAGUUUUAUUCUAUUAUUAACAUUAAGGAUUGGCCUGAUUCGAAAAUUCAACUUGAAAGCAAUCUUGUCAUUGGAGAACUUCAAAGUGAAUUGAAAGUUACAGAUGUUGCUGGAGCCUACGAUACAUUGUAUGUAUUCUCUGAUUCCUGUUUAUAUUCAUGUCCACUUACAGCAUGCCGUGACUUGCUCGUAGUAGCUGAUAGCUGCGUGCUGACGCCAAAUAAUGAGACAGUAUCGGGGUUAAUGAAAACUGUCGAAGAUGGAGAAAGGAUUAUUAUUUUGGAUAAAUUUAUAACGUUAUCCGCAGAAUCGCAUUCCUUCCGCAGUUUUUUCUCUAUUUAUUGUGCUGGCCGUCUAACGCAUCACAUGUACAAGUGUGGCGGGUUUGUUAUUCAAGAUAUCGUGAUGACGUUCAAUAUGGUAACACGCUCCCUCACAGAGCAUUUUCCAUGCAGUACAUCGUUAGAGGGAAGUCUUAUCGCUUGUUUAAUACUUGGUGAGCCGAGAAUCUUCGACGUAAGUGAUCGUAAAUCUGCUUAUCCAAUUUCCGCGUUUACUGUAUCAGCGUGGCGACUUGGUGUGGCUAUUAAUCGAUUUGGUUUUGCAUCUGCUGACAUAUUUUUCUUUGAAAUCGUACCAAGUUUAACUGCUGAUCCCAGAGGUUUUAUUUUCAAUGUAAGGGCUGAACUACAACCAGCACUUAUUGCGUCCAGAUUGCUGUACCCAUCUCUUGCUACCAGCAUCACUCCUGCAGAAUCCUUCCUAUUAGUUAAUCAUCAAACACGUGACAUUUGGUUAUUUUCGCACGGAGGCCGACUAUUUUUUCGAGAUGGUAGCAAAGAAAAUGCUUUGAGCAUAGACUUUGAAUAUGCUGAGUCCUAUUCGUUCUUCAUCGCAGAUACAUUCUCAUCAGCCGGAAUAAAUCACAAUUUUGAACACCCCUUCGCUUUCUUUUCACCAGAUGGAGGGACCUUCGCAUAUCUUUCGUACUAUCGCUCUCCAUAUGGUGCGUUUUCAGCUUCAGCUAUAACUGUAACGAAUGCAACGGUCGCCGAUUUGCGCUCAGUUGUGAGUAUUAGUGAUAAAGUUUUCAUAAUACAAGCAGGGAUUAAUCCAAAGAACGAUCAUUUGUUAGUCGUUCAAGAACUUUCAAACGAUUACCUCACAGUGCAAAUAUUUAAGAUUGCGGAUAUGUCUGUAAUGUCGUACAAUAUGAGUGGAAUUGUUGCUCAAGCCGAAGUGAAAGGCAGCUGGUCUUGGGAUGACUUCGAUGCGACGGAAUCCACAAGAAUAUGGGUAAUUUAUUUUUCCAGUGACGAGAAUUUCAUGCUUGCUUCACAUAACAACACAGAUGUGUCAACAAAUAUUUUAGAGUACAAAAUCAUGAAUGACUAUGCGUUGAAGUUUCAACGGAAAGGGACAGUACCAAAUUGCUUAGCGGUUAACAACUACAACGAUUACCUGCGAACACAAUUGGUGAUAUUAUGCGCGGAAACAUUACUCUCGAACGUGAUAAACCAAACCUACCACGUGACUUUCAUAUCAGCGAUUAAUUUAAAACCGAUCUGCUCGCAAUCAAUCGAUCAUAAAUUUGGAAGUUUACUGUCUAAAUACGAUGACUUAUUCGUGACCAACAUUCCUAUUUUAGAUUUCAAUGAGAUUGCUCAACGACUUGUUAUAAGUUUUGAGAAGACUGUGUUGAUGUAUGCCACUGACACGUGUCCUUUUCGACUGUUGUAUCGCUUCGAUCAUACAGAUUUGAUCGCAGGAAUCGGGAUGAUACACACUGGUCAAGAUCAUAAACCAUUUGGUAUUACCUUUGUUACUUACCUUCAGAAAGUUGAUCUGAUUGGAGAUUGCAUUAAUGGUUAUGGUGUAGAUACUGUGUUACCAAGAAAUUAUUUUUGUUCCAGAUGUACACCAGGUCAUGUAGGACUUGGAUGUCGCACUUGCCCAGCUGGUUUUUAUUGCAGUGAUUACAGUCAGUUGCAACCCAGCGGAGCAUGUCCUGAAGGUUUUUAUUGCAUUGAUGGAACGUCCACAUCAAAUCCUAUGGCUGAUGUUUUGGAUAAAACAGCCACCCCUCCACAUUUAUGUCCAGCAGGAGCGUAUUGUCCGGCAGGUACAGCACAAGGAUUUGCUAAUGAUGAAUCAGCAAAUGCGCCUCAAUCAUGCUUGUCAGGAUAUUACUGUCCUAUGGGUUCGGUGAAGCCAACUCAAGAGAAAUGUCCGGAGAAUUCGACAUCACGAGUAGGAGGAAAGGUUCUUGAUGAUUGUUAUUGUAAGGAAAAUUUUUAUGGUUCACCCCAGCAAAGAUGUAUGCCAUGUCUUCGCAACUCAGUUUGUCAUGGUGGUAGCUUAAAUAAGACUAACUCACCCUUAUUCGUCCCACAAGGGUACUGGCCAGACACACCCAAUAAUUUCCGCGUGUUAUUAAAGUGCUAUACGACCAUGUCGCGAUUUACACCUUGUAAGGGAGCAGUGUGUAGAUUGAAAUGUGAGAAUCGUACAAAUGCUGACGAUGAAAUUUCUUGCAAGUCAAUAUGUUCGGACCCAUGUGAGGAAGGUCAUGCAGAAAGAUUAUGUUCAGCUUGUAAAAAUGGAUAUUAUAGGAAAUCGCCAUUUCAUUGUGCACCAUGUUCCAUGGGACUUCGACAAACCAUAUGCGUUGUAGCAGCGUUGUUAACCUCCUUGUGUAUUCUGUCAGUGUAUUUUAUACGGAAACAUAUGGCUAACAAACAGACCAACAAUGAUACUUUGAUAUCUGACCAGCAGCUGCUUGAAGUUCUAAUCACGGUACUUCUCGUGUUACUUGGAAUCUCCUCCACAGCGUCAGUUUUGUUUAUGGUGUUCAUCGUCGUUAUUGUUUACAUGCAGCAACUGCGCUCUCCCGCGUAUGCAACACUAACUUUCAUUUUCUACAUACAAACCCUGCAAGCUCUACUACAAGGAAAUUUUAUGUGGCCGAACUUCAUGCGCUAUCUGCUUCAAUUUUUGGAAAUAAUGUACGCACCGGUUCCAGGUUUGGCUUGUCUACCCAAUAUUUACACCGGAGAAAAUCUUGGCUGGGAAGGCGCGUUUAUUUUGAUUUUUACACUACCAAUCAUUCUUGGUUUUAUUGUUGGUUUUUACAUGUUCAUAACAGGCACUGUUCAAAAAAGACCCGUGUGGAAGAGAGCAUUUUUAUCGUACUGUUUAUUUAUGUCAGUUCUGCAGUUUCCAUUGAGUAACAUGAGUUUAGGAACAUUGAGUUGCAAACAAGAUGUCAUUUCGUUACGUUGGUACAUGACAUCUCAACCGUGGAAAGAAUGUCAAAUUGACUCGGUUAUCCAAAUUUCCGGAAUAUUAGGUAGUGUUUUCUACUUUAUUGGAAUACCAUUCACUUUACACUACUGGUACUUUAAAAAGGUUUUCCCGGACGAUAUUAAUGAUGAAAUUGGUGAUAUGUUUAUACCAGGAGGUGUGAAGGGUCAUGACUUCUUUGUGAUAUUUUUAACACUUCGCUGGAUGUUAAUGAGUGUUAUUUUAUCAUUCAUUCCAUUCACCUGGGGGUUACAGAGACCAUUAAUUUUAGCCUUGCUUUCCUCAAACAUCAUCUUUGUCAUGCAUACUGACCCAUAUGUAGAAUACAGACCAAGGGAACCCGUAGAAUUAGAUAAAACAGAAAGAAAAUGGUUCGAUCGUCUUUGUAUGACGAUGUCGGGAAAUUUCCUCGAUGUGACAACGUUAGUUACGACUAUUAUAUCGUACACAGCUUUGGAUCAUCGAGACAAUUGGACAUUUCUGCAAAUUAAAUCAUUCGUUAUAGGAGUAGUGAACUUGUUCAUAUGUUUAUACCUCAUCAUUUUUAUACUGUUAGAAGAUAGACUGACUUUGUUUCCCAAACUUUCAAAGAUACUAGCAAAGAUAGAUAAGACGUUUUUUUGUUGUCAUACUCCUGUGAAUGAGCGAGAAGAAGAAGAAUUGUUAUCGAUGGAAGAGAAGUUGAGAACCAAGGCUGUGACACUUACAUCGGAUGCAGAAUAACACUGUAAAUAGACUUGCAUAUAACAAUUUGUACAGUUUUUAUAUUUUUUUACCGAUUGUGUAUAGUUAAACUUUCAACUAUUAAAUUAAUUAUUUAACACCCAAACAAUUUAUUUUUAUGACUUUAACGCUAAUCCGAUUUGUUUGUAAUUAAAGAUAUUUUCGUGGUUGGAUUCGCUCGCUGGAAAAAAUUGUCUGUAUACACUCUGAUAUCCUUGUAAUUUUACUUAAUUUUUAUUUCCUUUUUUUUUUAAUUUUCUAUUUUGUUCCCUCUUUCGAUUAUAGACGAUUUGCAUCGUCGUUCUCGGGAUCUCUUAGUCGUUAUUAUGGAGCAAACUCGUCCUCAGUUUUUUGCCAUUUUGGCAUCGAGGCGGGCGGCCGUCAAGUAAGAGCUAGGAUGUAUUAUGGAGCGGUCGCCGCUAUCAACUUGAUCAAAAAGACAAAGACCAUUUUUUUCUUUUUUUUUUUUGCAAAAUUGAAACUUAGUAUCCAACCUCGUUCCCCGCGCAUGUUGUCUCUUUUCUAUAACUGGGACAGCGAGUAUCGCCGUCCGAUGUCAAAAAAGAUACAAGAUGCCCUAGGUACAAGGUUGCAUAGUAUCGUGAAAGCCUGAAAGGUUUGGCCAUGUUAAAGGAAGGAUCUAUAUUCAAUUACAUCUGGUGAAUGUCGGCAUCUGACAAUCACAAAAAAAUAAGCUAGUGUUUUUCCUUAUCCUAUGGCUUCAAGAAUGAAUAUAAAAGACAACCUUGUUUCCACUGCUUAUUUUAUCUAAUAAUCCAAGACGAUAAGGUAACACGAGGAAAAGUGUAAUCAAUUUCAAGACAUAGUCACAAGAACUAUGUUUUAUACCGUUUAAAUGAAGUUGAGAAAACUAUAACUUAUUGGAAAUUUUAUUGGUAAACAGCUUACUUCAGAGUAUGGUACAUCUAAAUUAUUUUAAUAAAAAAAUAAUAAAGAGAAAAUAAAGGAGAAAUUUAAAUUGUUAAAAUCCUUUGUUCCUGAGGAAC
This is a messenger RNA of Hydractinia symbiolongicarpus, 6273 nucleotides long. RefSeq lists its product as uncharacterized. Bases 731 to 5266 code for a protein of 1511 amino acids. The record is from RefSeq and is a predicted model, not a curated record. Lineage: Eukaryota; Metazoa; Cnidaria; Hydrozoa; Anthoathecata; Hydractiniidae. The transcript is spliced from 3 exons.